AACAUUCUCAUUUUAGGUGAUAAAUAUCACGUUAUUGGGGUCGGCAGCAACAGUGUAAAAGUAUCCCAGUUCCCGCGGGAAAACCGCGAACUUGGCAACACUGCUGUACAGUAAAACAACGAGCCAUGUGAUUGGACGGCCGUUGUGUCCGUCAGAAAGAGCGCGCUCUGCCAUGUUUAAAAAGUGACCCUGCGUCGAGCCACGAUUUGCGAUUUGUGAUUGGCCGCGCGGAAGUCACAGCGUCAGUCAUUGGUUCGUUCUCUAAGCUCAGUGACAUCCUCUUCGCUGAUUGGUUGGGCGCCGCGCUCGGGCGCGAUUUCCAACGCGGGAAAGUACCGAUUGAGCUCGGAUCACUGUAUCAGCUCCUGCCAGUGAGAGGAACGGAAUCAAAGGCGCCGCGGUCUGGAACAUUGAUACAUGUAACAUCGGGAAUGACUGCCUUUAUUACACAGCGACUAACGGCACGUUAACGGCGGGAUAUUCCUCCAACUGCACUUAUUUUCACACAUUUAUUUUUAACUAAACGGUUUUAAACUUCAUUUUAACGGAACGUUAUUAGCGAUGGCUGACAGCAAGCAUCAAGUGAUAUUCUGUAACGACUCGCCGAAGAGAGUUCUGGUGUCCGUGAUCAAGACGACUCCCGUUAAACCGAGAGCGGACUCUCUGGUGCCCGCCAGCCCCGGAUUCAGUGACUUCAUGGUGUAUCCGUGGCGCUGGGGUGAGAACGCGCACAAUGUGACUCUGAGCCCCGGGUCUGGCAGCGGAGCCGCCUCACCGACCGGAAACAGCGGCUCUCCCGCCGAAUCAGACGUCAAUUCGUGCCCUGAACACCUCCAGGAUGGUAUUCGGCGUGGACGCCCGCGGGCAGACACCGUCCGAGAGCUGAUCAACGAGGGCGAGAACUCCAGCAGCCGCAUCCGCUGCAACAUCUGCAACCGCGUCUUUCCCCGCGAGAAAUCUCUACAGGCGCACAAACGCACGCACACAGGUGAAAGACCGUACCUGUGUGAUUAUCCGGACUGCGGGAAAGCGUUCGUCCAGAGCGGACAGCUGAAGACCCAUCAGCGCCUCCACACCGGAGAAAAACCCUUCGUCUGUUCGGAGAAAGGUUGCAGCAGUCGAUUCACGCACGCUAACCGUCACUGUCCCAAACACCCGUACGCCCGUCUGAAGCGUGAGGAGCCCGUGGGGGGCCCCGGGAGAUCACAGGGGGCCGACAACAAGGCUGUGGCUGAAUGGCUGGCAAAAUACUGGCAGACGAGGGAGCAGCGGACGCCCGCGCAGACUAAAGCUAAGACACUGAGUAACACUGCUAUAGAGGACCAGGAGCAGCAGGAUCCUCUGGACUUCCUGCCGUCUGACGAAGGUGAAGAAGAGGAGCAGGACGAAGAGAAGAGCGGCGGCAGGCGUCUCCAAGAGCAGCGCGAGCGUCUUCACGGCGCACUAGCGCUCAUCGAGCUAGCUAACAAUCUCUCCGCAUGAGCGACUUCCCUCGCGUCCAGACCCUCCCGGGCUUAUAUAAGCUACAAGCACCUUACUUUGCUUCCUGUUGUACCUUUAGGCUGCUAUGAUGGUAGUGAUAUCAUUAUAUGAAGAAUGUGGUCGUUUUCUCAGCUUGUUAAGGAGAUGAUGAGACGUCUCGUGUUUGUUCCGUCGUGCACUUUUGUUGGAAAGAGUGUGUGUGAUGUGAUAUCAGUGUGUGUGUGUGUGUGUGUGUGUGUGAAACAGGGUGCGGUGACCGACCUGCUAAAGAUGAAGACUUACUGACGGCAGAUGGCAUAGCGCUUUUAUACAUUAGUCCGGUUGGCUUCGUACGCCGUCGUCCAUCACAUCGGUCAUGUUUAAUCAUGUAUUUAUUCUCUAUUUAAAGCCACCGGCUCAGGCUUCGCAAUAACGUUGAUCAAACUAACCAGCUUUAAAGAUGCCGCAUUGGUACACGCUUCUAAACUAGUGUAUGAAGCACUUACCAUAUUAAUCUACGACUGUACUUCCAAAGAUCAAAAUGAGAUUCUGGAUCCUAAAAAAAAAAGCACUUCGGUGUCGAUCCGUAACACUACGUUUUAUUUCUCUCUUCGUGUGCUUCAAUCGAUUCGUUUCGGAUUACGAUGUUUCAUGGAUUCGUUUGGAAACUGGAAGAUGUUCGUCAUUGAAAAAAAACUCAUUUUAUAAUAACACCCCCCCCCUCCUGAAAUCCUUGGGAAAGCCGUGCACGAGCCGAUCCGGUCUCGACAGCAGAAUGUAAUCGAGCGUUUUAUUCUGAGAUGUUGUUCGCUGUGCUCAAAAGACUUUGUACAGAUGUGUGAACGGGCUUUUCCUCAUUAGUUUUAGCACUUCAAGUCUUCAUUAAAUGAUAUGAAUCCUU
Carassius auratus (goldfish) is the source of this 2362-nucleotide messenger RNA. RefSeq names its product zinc finger protein 367 (gene znf367). The record is from RefSeq and is a predicted model, not a curated record. Gene Ontology annotation, molecular function: RNA polymerase II transcription regulatory region sequence-specific DNA binding; DNA-binding transcription factor activity, RNA polymerase II-specific. Gene Ontology annotation, cellular component: nucleus. Gene Ontology annotation, biological process: regulation of transcription by RNA polymerase II. The transcript has 5 exons. NCBI's taxonomy places the organism in Eukaryota, Metazoa, Chordata, Actinopteri, Cypriniformes, Cyprinidae. Bases 562 to 1482 code for a protein of 306 amino acids.